Messenger RNA from Physcomitrium patens, 1418 nucleotides. Its product is annotated as mitochondrial carnitine/acylcarnitine carrier-like protein. Gene Ontology annotation, biological process: mitochondrial L-ornithine transmembrane transport. Lineage: Eukaryota; Viridiplantae; Streptophyta; Bryopsida; Funariales; Funariaceae. Gene Ontology annotation, molecular function: L-ornithine transmembrane transporter activity. The record is from RefSeq and is a predicted model, not a curated record.
GAGCCACGAAUUUGCUGGCUUUUCCUCUGCACCGCGAAUGCACUCCCCCUCCUCCACCGCUCACGCUCUACCACCAUCGCCACCAGUUCAAAUCCGUCUAUGCCCCCGCCCUGUCCCAUGUCCGCCUCGCUCUCCUCCUCUGCACUUCCAGGCCGUUGCGUCUCAUGAGCUCAUCGUCCCUGCGGCGCUUCGGUCCUGCAUUUGUGUGAGUGUGAGUGUGAGUGAGUGAGAGCGGCACAAUGUCGGACGCUGUGGCGAAGGAUCUGACCGCCGGGACAUUCGCUGGUGUGGCGCAACUGCUGGUCGGGCAUCCGUUUGAUACCAUCAAGGUGAAGCUGCAGUCGCAGCCCGCUCCUUUGCCAGGGCACCCGCCGAAGUUCAGUGGCGCUAUCGAUGCCGUGAAGCAGACCCUCGCGGCGGAGGGGCCCAAGGGAUUGUAUAAAGGCAUGGGAGCCCCUCUCGCCACUGUUGCCGUCUUCAACGCGGUUCUAUUCACUGCUAGGGGUCAAAUGGAAGGGCUUCUCCGUGAUUCCCCUGGCGCUCAUCUCUCCGUUGGCCAGCAAAUGGUUGCUGGUGCCGGAGCAGGAGUAGCAUGCUCAAUGGUAGCUUGUCCGACUGAGCUCGUUAAGUGUCGACUUCAAGCUCAAAGUGCGCUUGCUACCACCGUGGAGAUUCCUGUUCUUGCAGGGAUUGGUGGUGCUCCUGCCGGACGUUACAAUGGUCCCUUCGAUGUUGCUAAACAUGUACUAAAAUCCGAAGGUGGUGUUCUUGGAUUGUACAAAGGACUUACUCCCACUUUAAUGCGCGAGGUGCCGGGUAACGCAGCUAUGUUCGGUGCUUAUGAAGCUACCAAACAAUACCUUGCAGGAGGUCAAGAUACCUCAAAACUUAGCCGAGGUUCCAUGCUAUUUGCUGGAGGUGUUGCUGGGGCGAUGUUCUGGGUAUCUGUCUAUCCAACUGACGUGAUCAAGAGUGUCAUCCAGGUAGAUGAUCAUCGGAAUCCCAAGUACAAGGGCACAAUGGACGCAUUUAGGAAGGUUUUUGCUGCUGAAGGAGUGAAGGGGCUCUACAGAGGUUUUGGUCCUGCAAUGGCUCGAAGUGUACCUGCUAAUGCAGCUUGCUUUCUAGCCUAUGAGUUGGUUAGGGAAUCCCUAGGUUAAGUCAUCAUUCAUUUACCCGACGGUAGUCGUUAUGAGGCUUCCUGUAGCUUCAUCGGUGUACAUUCAGCAAUUUGAAUUCUUCGCUGGUUAUUCCGGAGUAGUCCAGGAGCACUUAUGUUUCUCCACUAACCAGCUUAUUUAUGUAGAGUAUUGCCCCCUAAAAAUAUCUCAAAACUAUGAAUACUCUUCUUGUAACAAAGCUCCCUCUAUUCAACAUGCUUCUUUACCCGGACCCUCGGAAAUGAGUCCAACUUGUAA